CAUAUAUAUACGUAUAUAGAGAACGAUACAAGUGUAAGUGUUGUUUGAAAUUAAAAAUUUUAUCAACAAUAAUUGUAGAAUGUCGUCGUUCACUGUAGAGAAAAAGACUACUGAAGCUUACUGGCCAAGACGUCCUGGUAGUACUGUUUUGGCAGAUGAUAAAUUGACUAUAGUAUACAAUAAGUUUAAGACUACAGCAUCCAUACCUUCUAAUGCUGUUCGCUAUAAUCUUAUAUUUGCUCAUGGAACUGGAAUGAACAAAGCUAUAUGGACUUAUAUUAUAAAGAAAUUGUAUGAAUAUUCUCAGAAUUCUAAUGGGAAAUGGUACUUAGAUUCAUGUUUAGCCUUUGAUGCAGUAUCCCAUGGUGAUUCAGCUAUAAUAAAUCAAGGAAAGAUUGGUUGGGUAUAUCAAUGGGAAGAAGGUGGGAAAGAUUUACUUAAAGUAUUGAAACAUGAAAUGCAUACAACUGGAGAUUUUCAAAAUAAUUUAACAUCAAGAAACAUAGCCAUUGGUCAUUCUUUAGGAGGAUAUGGAGUUGUUUUAGCAGGCUUUUAUGAUCCUAAUGUUUUAGAUUCUAUCAUCCCAAUUGAAGGAGUAUUAUAUAGUGAUGAUAAAUCAUUGACUAGAUUUACCAAAUUAUUUUCAAAGAUUGGAAGUUUGCUAAUGGAUACGUUUGAUUCUGAACGUGACUUUAAUGAUUACUAUAGAGUAUAUUCCUUCUAUAAGACUAUACAUCCAGAAGUUAUGAAUGAUUUUUUGCAAGAUGAGCUCAUUACCGUAGUUGAGAAUGGGGAAACGAAAUAUAAGAGUAAGACACCUACCAAUGCACAAAUGGCUUCAUAUCUUGGAUCUACGUUAUCUUUGAAACUAGUAAUGCUGCUUUAUCCUUGGUUAAGAGUUCCAGUUUGUCAUGUGAUUGGAAGUGAAGCUAAAUGGAACCCGCCAGAAACAGCUCCAUACGUUAGAAGUACCAUACCUAAAAAGUAUUUAAGUGCAACCUACGAUAUUCCUAAAGGAGAACAUUUGGUUCAUGCUGAGCAACCAGAUUAUACUAGUAAAAUCAUUGAAGAGUUUAUUUUAAAACGUCAAGUAGAUUUUGAAUCUGAAAAGGUUACCUCCUACUCAGAAUUGAAAAACGGUACCGAUAGAAAUAAAUUAAAAGAGAUAGAAUUUGGUAAUUUAUUAACCGGUAAUUUUGCCAAAGUUUCUGGAUACGCAGAUUCUAUAUUUUCUAAAUUUUAGGUUUAGAAUAAGCCA
Scheffersomyces amazonensis is the source of this 1258-nucleotide messenger RNA. Its product is annotated as triglyceride lipase. The coding region runs from base 80 to 1243 and encodes 387 amino acids. The transcript has a single exon. The record is from RefSeq and is a predicted model, not a curated record. NCBI's taxonomy places the organism in Eukaryota, Fungi, Ascomycota, Pichiomycetes, Serinales, Debaryomycetaceae.